This is a messenger RNA of Acanthochromis polyacanthus (spiny chromis), 2876 nucleotides long. RefSeq names its product heterogeneous nuclear ribonucleoprotein K-like. Gene Ontology annotation, cellular component: nucleus; cytoplasm. The record is from RefSeq and is a predicted model, not a curated record. Gene Ontology annotation, molecular function: mRNA binding. Gene Ontology annotation, biological process: regulation of transcription by RNA polymerase II; regulation of mRNA splicing, via spliceosome. NCBI's taxonomy places the organism in Eukaryota, Metazoa, Chordata, Actinopteri, Pomacentridae.
CCGUGCUGUCUCGAUAAUGCGUCAAACAACCCGUCGGGAGAGAGUCGACGAAUCGAGCCGCUCCAGAGUCUUUCCGUGUUGGAAACGUGUGAACGUUUCGGGGCGAGGCGACCGUGGAGGACCGCAGUGAACGGUGUUUUACUGCAGCAGAUCCAGGGAGAGGAACCUGUUUGCUUUCCACUACAGGUGCAAGACAAUGGAGAUGAAAGUCGACCAGCAGAACGAAGACCUCACAUUCAGCAACACAGACACUAAUGGUAAACGCCCAGCUGAGGACAUGGAUGAAGAGCAGGCCUUUAAACGUUCACGCAACACAGAUGAGAUGGUGGAGCUGCGAGUGCUGCUGCAGAGCAAAAAUGCUGGUGCUGUUAUUGGAAAGGGUGGCAAGAACAUAAAAGCCCUACGCACAGACUACAAUGCCAGUGUAUGCCCAGACAGCAGUGGCCCAGAGCGGAUCCUGAGUGUGAAUGCCAGCAUCGACACCAUCGGAGAGAUUCUGCUGAAAAUCAUACCGACUCUAGAGGAGUACCAGCAUUACAGUGAUGAUUUUGAUUGUGAGCUUCGCCUGCUGAUCCCAUCAGAGCUUGCUGGGGGCAUCAUCGGGGUGAAAGGUGCCAAGAUAAAGGAGCUGAGAGAGAACACCCAGACAACCAUCAAGUUGUUCCAGGAGUGCUGUCCACACUCCACUGACAGAGUCGUCUUGGUGGGAGGAAAACCAGAGCGAGUCAUUGAAUGUAUAAAAGUGAUCCUGGAGCUGGUGUCAGAGGCACCAAUUAAAGGUCGCGCCCAGCCUUAUGACCCAAACUUCUAUGAUGAGACAUACGACUACGGCGGUUUCACGAUGCUCUUUGAGGACAGGGGCAGACGACCCAUCGGUGGCUUCCCCAUCCGUGUGCGUGGGGGUUUUGAGCGAAUGCCCCCCGUUCGUGGUAACAGACCCAUGCCUCCCUCCAGAAGGGACUAUGACGACAAGCCCCGUCGGGGUCCUCCGCCCCCUCUGAGCAGAGGAGGACGAGGAGGAAGCCGAGCACGUAAUCUGCCUCUUCCCCCGCCACCACCGCCAAGAGGAGGGGGAGACAGGUUUUCACAUGGCAGCUAUCAUGGCAGCAUGGAUGACAGACCGAGUGACAGAAGAGGCCGAGGCGACCGUUAUGACAGCAUGAGUGGAGGUGGAUAUGACAACAAUUCUUCCUGGGAGCACUUUCAGUCUGGUGGUAGAGGCUCAUACAGUGAUAUCGGAGGCCCAGUUAUCACAACGCAAGUCACCAUCCCCAAAGAUCUGGCCGGCUCCAUCAUCGGCAAGGGCGGCCAGAGGAUCAAGCAGAUCCGCCACGAGUCCGGGGCAUCCAUCAAGAUUGAUGAACCACUAGAGGGCUCUGAGGACCGAAUCAUCACCAUCACAGGGACACAGGACCAGAUCCAGAACGCCCAGUACUUGCUGCAGAACAGCGUGAGGCAGUACUCCGGACGGUUCUUCUAGGAAGAAGGAAGUGAAGAAGAAGAGUGAAGCCAUGCUGCCAUACUGUUUGCUCCCUCUAUUCAGAGCCUACAUUCCUCUGCUUUGGGUAGAUAUGCCCCUUCCCUUCACUAGAACACACUACACCACCUAUCAAUACAGUGCAAUUCUUAUUUAGAGGACUUCUGAGAAAUCUUAAGCUGUCAAACAGCAAACAAAGAGUCAACAACAUGUUCCUGUGCUGGUGUAAUUAUUAUUUUUUUGGCGAUUCUUGUGCCGUCACUGGAGUAAACCCACGUGUGAUGACUUUCGUUGUUGUGAGCCGCCCCUGGCCCUUUUCUCCUUUAUGCAGCAUGCAGAAUGUAAUCUUUUUGUUAGAAACAUUACGUGAGUUUUAGUUUGCUUUUUUUUUUUUUCUUUUAACCUGUAAAUUUCAAGCACACUAUCCAAAUGAAGUUGCAUGGUCUUGGAACGGUUGAAGAACCAUUUAAGUACACUUUAAUUUGUACACAACCUCCAAAACCCUUUUUCACUGUUAAAUGAAGUGCUUUUUGUAAGACGGGCUUUAAUGGGGUAGUUUGGGAAAUAUUGUUAUUCAGUCUUUGAGUGGAGAAAAUGGAGAUACUCAGAUGUGGAAAUGUGUUUUUUCUUCAGUUAGCCUGGAUCUAGGGUGGCUAAAGUAAAAAAGUACAAACUGAGUACCUUUGUGAAGCUAACUAGUUUACGUUGGACUAAUAUAAUAGCAAAAUUAAAACUAGAGAGUCACUGACCGCAGUCUUUACAGUAUAUAUGAAGCUUCACACCGCAGACAGGCUGCUUUUUGUAGCUGAAAAAGGUUAUUACAUAAUCCACCUCUCAGCCUCUCUGAGUUGAUGAUCUCCAUCAGAAAAGUGAAUUAACUUGUUUCCCAAAAAGUCCAACUCCGCUUUAAGUUGGGAUAAAUGUACCAGUGUGGUUAUAGCAAAAAGAACAUUUUUAGAAUUUUUGUCUUUCAUUGAAAGACAAGGAGUUGUAUAAAGUGUGUGUAUGUAUAUAUAAACUGUAUAUUUACAUAAAAACAGUCAUAUCAUGAGUGAUUAAAUUGGCCCAGACUGCUUAAUCAUUUUUUGAAAGAAGAUGGGGCCAAAAGAUAGGUUUGGUAUUCUUUUGUUCUCUUUCCAUAGAUUCCUUUUCUACCACUCACAGGGAUGGACUCGCUGUAAUGCAACCUUAACGUCUGAUCUGUUGGAUGCAGUUAUUCGUGCAUUACUUUUGACCCUUCAUAAGCCUUUUUUAAAAAAAUUUGAAAUGAUCUCUGAAGAUGCAGUUUGAUGUGAAGAGCUUUGUGAGUCCAUGGGUGGUGAUUUCUGUACCUCUGUGUCCGAUAUCUGUAGUAAAUGCAGGUGUUUAGUAAAUAAAGUCUGUGUUACAGUUCACAAAA